Molecule: messenger RNA, 2103 nt
Organism: Danaus plexippus (monarch butterfly)
Lineage: Eukaryota; Metazoa; Arthropoda; Insecta; Lepidoptera; Nymphalidae
Product: alpha-tubulin N-acetyltransferase 1-like
Exons: 7
Coding region: 148-1131 (327 amino acids)
Biological process (GO): alpha-tubulin acetylation
Cellular component (GO): microtubule
Molecular function (GO): tubulin N-acetyltransferase activity
Source: RefSeq, a predicted model, not a curated record
UUUGAUCGUUGACGUUAGUAUUGAUGACAGUGGGAAUUGUAAAUGAGCGAAUGAGAUGAGAUGAGUCUUCUUGCGUUUAUCUGAAGCAGUAGUGGGAUUUCUAGUGAUUUUCUUAGCUUUUGUGAUUUUCAAAAACCAAAAAUAAAAAUGGAGUGGAUGAUACCUGUUAAUGAAAUGUUAUGUGACAAAAUUACAAAAUUAAACUCUACACUAAUACCUCCUGGAUUUCAUGGAGAUGUUCGAGGCGUAAGGAUAAUGCAAGAAAGCUUGUCCAAGGUGAUUGACAUAUUGGGAGAGCAGUCAGCUACUGCACAAGGCCUCAAUAGAGUCAUCACUACUGCUGAGAAGCUGCGCAAUUCCCCAACACAUAUUUUGUAUUUACUCAAAGAUGCCAAAGCUAAAGGUGGCAAGGGCGAGGUGAUAGCUCUGUUGAAGGUGGGCCGCAAGCACCUGUUUCUUUUCGACGAGAAGGACAAAGUGUGCGAGGUGGAACCGCUUUGCGUGCUCGAUUUCUUCGUGCUGCGUGACCGACAGCGGCACGGUUACGGCAAGCUGUUAUUCGAUCACAUGCUCCAGGACAUGGAAGUAUCAGCCCAGGAGUUGGCUAUAGACGGUCCGUCGCCUAAGAUGGAACAGUUCCUCAAGAAGAACUACAACGUUGAACGACUCCUACGGCAGAACAACAAUUUUGCUGUAUCGCCACAGUUCUUUGGUGCUGUGCCUGAGAUGAAUAAGUCCGGUCGUUCGACGCCGGCUGUGACUCCUCAAGUCGGCCGCUUCGCUGCUCCGAAACCACCUUCAGCCAUCGCCAAUGUGAUACACGGAGGCGCCAGCGCUUGCCAGGAGACGAGCAAUGGGUUUAGCCCGUCAGAUGGUGUUAGCCCUGAGGCGACCGAAGUCGAACCAGUUGCUGAGAAUGUUCUAGAAACAGCUCCAAAGGAGACCGAGGCAGAUAUAGCGGAAAAUCAAAAGAGUCCCGAGAGGCCUUGCACUCUUCAGGUGGAGCCGGUACUGGAGGCCUCGCCCUCCGCUGCACUCUCACCCGCGGGGUCGACGACCUCCCGCCGCGACUCGCAACUCACCGACCGCGGUUACUUCGACGUCAAGUUCUAUCACAACAAGCUGUGGUAGAAACUCACCAGUCGUUAUAUAAUCUGUUGCCGCUUCUAUUUGUUCGUUUGGCCUAGUUGUUAUUUUAUGUUUGUUUCAGCGUAUAGUUGUAAACAAUUAUUAAUUAUAAUUAUAACAAAGUUCUAGUCUUUAUAGACUAUAAAACAUUCCGUAAGCAUUUAUAAUGUAGCCUCGUGAAGAUGUUUAGAUGUUUGCACACGUUUAUAAUAAUAUAUUUAGAUAAUAGAUGUUUAUCAAAAACUGUGGGAUCGAUGUAUUCGCAUAGAGAUUUAUAUUACUGUAAUUGGAAACAAAAAAAAGGGUGACGGUGGAUUAUUUUGAAGGACCGCCGCUAACCAUUUAUCAAACUUUUAAGUCGAAAAAUAAUAAACGUUGAACUUUAAGAAACAUGUUCUGCCAAAAUCAGCCACAAUUAUGUUUAGUACACACAAGUUUUGUUGUGUAAUAAAAAAAAAAUACUUCCAAAUAUUCUAAUAUUAAAAACCUAUUUUGAUCGUAUUUGAUAACGAUUUGCCGUCCUGAACAAUUUUUGCCCUCUUUUUGGUCUUUUACAGAUUGUAAUUAAACGAUAUAACUGUUACAGUUUUCACUAUACGCAGUGAACUUUUUUCAAUGAAUAUUAAAAUUUUGCACAAUAAUACUCAUAACAAACAAAAGCAUUGCUAUCGUUAAGUUUAUUGUUGUCAGUAUAACCUUAUUGGACUCUCGAUUAAAACAUAAAGAUGUCUAUAUUUUUGUCUCUAUCUCUGUCACAUGUAGGCGUUUCUAUAGAAAAAACACAUGUACCUACUUUUUCUCACAUAGUCAUUUGUCUCUCAUCUCCUCGUAUUAAAAUAUUUAAGGGGAAACGUUUAAAAUAACUUAAAUAUAGUGUUUAAAUCUAGUUUGCAUGUUAUUAAAGUUCUUUAUCUUGGAUCAGUAUAAAUGUUUUGAUUGUAAUUCUUUUCAUUCAUAUUAAAACUUUGCUUAAUA